AGUAAAGAUCCCCAGAGGCGCCCUCUGGCCUAAAGACCUCUAAAGAAUGCUACCACGAUCUGUCGAAAGCCAAGAUCUUCCUGUGUGAGAUCAACGAAAUUCCUCCUGGGAACACUCAACUUGACGAUCACACAACUAAAGCUCUACUUGUUUCAUCUAAAAGGAGAUGAUCGCAAAGCUUCCGUUGAGCAGAUGAUCAGUUCGUUUCUCCACGAAAUUUUUGCUUCCACAAAUCAUUCUUGCCAUUAUCUAAAUCCAUUCAGGGAAACGAGAACCGCCUUUAUCCUCAAGGUGUAAGGAGACAUAGCACUCAGAAAAAAUGUCCACCGCUUUCGAUCACGUCUUCGGCGCUAGCAGCGUCUGCACGGUCAAGGAUGUCAAGGCCCAGAAGUUCAUUACUGCCUUCGCUAAGCACAUGAAGCGUCAGGGUAAGUUCGAGCUUCCGAAGUGGGCGGACGUUGUCAAGACCGGUGUCUCCCGCGAACUUCCCCCGAUGGACCAGGACUGGCUCUACAUCCGUUGCGCAUCCGUUGCGCGACACAUCUACAACAGAGGUACUUCAAAUAUUUAUGGUGAAGAACAUGGAUCCACCUCCACUUUUAGAAUUUCUGGCAGGCGCCUUCUCAUGAUCUAGAAAUUCGCUUGUAGCUGGAUUUCGCAGUUCUUAAGGUAGAAUCGCAGCCACUCGACUGUAAAUCAUUCGUCUCGACAGCAGGCAAAUAUUUUAGAAAGCAGAAGUUUAGAUUUAGGACUUUCGUCUGCAUCCGGCUGAGAUAUCCACAGAGUCUACUCACCACGAAACUCGUAACGCAAAAAACUACAGGUGGAUCCGGUGUCGGAGCUUUCCGUAAGGUCUAUGGCGGUCAGCAGCGUCGCGGAACUUGCACUUCCCACUUCCGUAAGUCUUCCGGAAAAAUCGUCCGUUACUGCAUGCAACAGGUAUACUCAAGUUUUAGAUUUCAUCUCGGUUUGGCAGAUCGAGUCUUGCUUUGAUGAUGCUGCGAAAGUGAAGGAAAUUUUACUUGGUGAUCAUUGUGAUUUAGAAAACUGGAAGUCGAUCUACACCUCGUUAUCCAAUUUAUCUUCCUGUAGUAUCGGAAACGAAAAAUCUCUCACAAUUACCCCAAAUAAUCAAACAGCUCGAGGAGAUGGGCAUUGUUGAGAUUGACGAGAAGGGUGGACGCAAGGUGACUCCGGAAGGUCAGCGUGAGAUGGACACCGUCGCUGUCCAGACCCUCGAAGAGGAUGAGGAGGAAGAAGACGAGUAAACUUCUUGUCUAAACUCUUAAGGGAGAAGUGACAGUCGCAAGACGAGGCAUGUGCAAAGAAGACCACGCAAGACAGCAUGACGUGCGGAAGAGGAUGCUGUCUGCGGCCUUGAAGAAUGAACACCUGGGGACUAUAUUGAACAACACAUGGACUUGAAAGCCUGGAUUGGGGUGUCGGAAAACAGAUGACAUUCGUAAGAGGUGGGAAUCUUGACGUGUCGAGUGCUAAACAAAAUAUGUGGCUGCGAGGACGGGUCAUCUUCGGAACUCUGGAAUUACUUGGUGUGUUCAGAAGGACGUCUUCUCCGUUUCCUGAUUCUCUCACGUUCUUGUGCCUCAGGAUAUUAUCGGUGAAACGCGUUCAUUUGUAGCUUCAAAAAUGUGGCACGUGAAACAUAAUCGUGACCUCCCUACGGAAUUCUAAAGAAGACGAGCGAGCAUUUUCGAAAAGAAAACCACUCCUUACAGCCUUCCCGAAUGUUUGAGAGACGCGCACUUCAUUAGAGGCGCUUUUUUGCGUUCACAUCAAUGAAUCCUAACCCUCGAUCACCGGC
Amoebophrya sp. A25 is the source of this 1822-nucleotide messenger RNA. NCBI's taxonomy places the organism in Eukaryota, Dinophyceae, Syndiniales, Amoebophryaceae. The record is from the annotation of a GenBank genome assembly.